Messenger RNA from Racocetra persica, 199 nucleotides. Lineage: Eukaryota; Fungi; Glomeromycota; Glomeromycetes; Diversisporales; Gigasporaceae. The record is from the annotation of a GenBank genome assembly.
GUUAAUAAUGUCAUUAUAAGCUUACGUCGAAAUGGUGCGUCAACUAAUGCAAAAUUUUUAAAGGCUAUCAGACAAUACAAUCCGACUCUCGAGUAUGCUAACCCAUCUAAUUCAUUUUCGAUGAGACCUCAAAGUCAAGAAAGUCGUCGAGCAACAUUUUAUUUAUUAGAACAGAUUAGAUUCGAGGAGGCCAAGAUAG